Messenger RNA from Ipomoea triloba (trilobed morning glory), 921 nucleotides. Its product is annotated as ethylene-responsive transcription factor LEP. Gene Ontology annotation, biological process: regulation of DNA-templated transcription. Bases 1 to 921 code for a protein of 306 amino acids. The transcript has a single exon. NCBI's taxonomy places the organism in Eukaryota, Viridiplantae, Streptophyta, Magnoliopsida, Solanales, Convolvulaceae. The record is from RefSeq and is a predicted model, not a curated record. Gene Ontology annotation, molecular function: DNA binding; DNA-binding transcription factor activity.
AUGACGACGAACAAGAGCAAGUCUUCUUCUUCUUCUUCUGGAAAGAGCAGAAAGAGCGCAAGCGGGCAGCAGGCGGAGCCGAGCGGAUGCAGAUAUCUUGGCGUGAGGCGGCGGCCGUGGGGGCGGUACGCGGCGGAGAUAAGGGACCCUAACACCAAAGAACGCCACUGGCUCGGCACGUUCGAUACGGCUGAGGAGGCGGCGUUGGCCUACGAUCGAGCCGCGCGAUCCAUGCGGGGGAAAUCGAGAGCGAGGACUAAUUUUGUCUACUCUGACAUGCCUCCCGGCUCUUCCGUUACCUCUAUUAUCUCUCCCGAUGAGCCGCAAUAUGCGGUGUAUAAUAACGACUUCCCGCAUUUUCCGGGAGGUUUGUUUUCGGCUCCCGCGCAAAACGUGGAGCAGCAUUAUCAGUCCGGUAAUGGAAACCACACUGGCGCCGAUCAAUUCCUGCUCUUCGGCGCCGAUCAGAGCGGCGGCGGCGCCGAUCUGCUGGAUAUCGGCGGUAUAAACGGCGGCUGUGAGUUCUUUCAGGAUUACUAUUGUAACGGUAACGAUAACGGCGUGGAUGAGAGCAAUAAUGCCGCCGCCAUGGCGAUGGCGGCGGAGCUGCCUCCUCUGCCGCCGGAUAUCACCACCAGCUGCAGCGGCGGCUACUUCGGAAGCGGCUUCGGCGGCGAAGCUACAAGCAGCGGUGACAAUGCAGCAUACACCACCGUUAUGGACGGCGCAGUUUCGGCCUCCGCCGGAUGGGAUUAUUACGGAUACGGCGGCGGCGGCUCAACGGAGAUGGCGAUGCAACCGCAAGCUCCCGCCGAGCUACAGAUGAACUACGGUUCAUCGGAAUCCGAUGGUAUAAACAUGUUCACGACCAAUUCCUAUAGUUUCUCAACAUCGAACAACUAUGGCGGCUAUUGGCUCUAA